Molecule: messenger RNA, 2703 nt
Organism: Cuscuta campestris
Lineage: Eukaryota; Viridiplantae; Streptophyta; Magnoliopsida; Solanales; Convolvulaceae
Source: the annotation of a GenBank genome assembly
AUACGAAGCCGAAGAAGAGAGGGCAAACCCUAGCCUAAAUCCCAUCUCUAUCUCUUCCUUCCUCUGCGGUUCCGCGACCAGGCCACCACCAUCUCGCCGUCGCCGCCGGAUUUAGCCGUCAAACCUCCAGUACAGGCGCACCGCAGGCAGUUUGCCUCAAGAUUCAAAAAAUGGAUCUAAGCAAUUGCAAGGACAAAGGCAAAAGUGCAGGGAAAAAAUCAGAUGUUUUCGCUUCGUGUUCGUUUGCUAGUCUGGGUCUUCACCCAACAUUAUGUGACCAGCUCAAAGAGAGGCUGGGUUUUCAGGAUCCAACUCUUGUUCAAGCUCAGGCAAUUCCUGUUAUUCUAUCUGGUCGACAUGUGCUAGUGAAUGCAGCAACCGGGACAGGGAAAACGGUGGCAUACUUGGCCCCAGUUAUUCACCAGUUGCAGAAAUGUGAACCUAAGAUUCAACGUUCUGAUGGUACUUUUGCGUUGGUUCUUGUACCAACGCAUGAAUUAUGCCUUCAGGUGUAUGAAAUUUUGCAGAAAAUGUUGCACCGCUUCCAUUGGAUUGUUCCGGGAUAUAUAAUGGGCGGGGAAAACCGCGCAAAGGAGAAGGCCAGGUUGCGUAAAGGUAUAUCAAUUCUUGUUGCAACUCCUGGGCGUCUUUUAGAUCAUCUUAGAAAUACAUCCUCGUUCGUACACCAGAAUUUGCGGUGGAUUAUUUUUGAUGAAGCGGAUAGCAUUUUGGAACUUGGGUUCGGUAAAGACAUUGAAGAGAUACUUAGUAUACUGGGUUCCACCCAAUAUAACUCGCUUGGCCAGGAAAAUUCCAGUUCUCGAGGUCUUAACGUCCAGAGGCAAAAUUUGCUGUUGUCCGCAACAUUAAAUGAGAAAGUAAACCAUCUUGCGAAAAUGAGUUUAGAGAACCCAGUAAUGAUUGGUCUUGAUGACAAGAAGUCAGAAAAAAAAGGGAAUCACGAUGAAGACAUUGAAACAAGCGUAGAUGUUGAAUUAGGAACAUCUGGAAAAUUAUUGAGUUCUUCCAGCGAGGAAUAUAAAGUUCCAUCUCAGCUUCUCCAAAGAUAUAUAAAAGUUCCAUGUGGUAAUCGUCUUGUAGUACUUCUUUCAAUAUUAAAACACCUGUUUGAGAAGGAAGCUUCUUCCCAAAAGAUAGUGGUGUUUUUUUCCACAUGUGAUGCUGUAGAUUUUCACUAUUCACUGUUGGGUGAUUUUCAGUGGCAUCCGAGCUAUCAACCAGAUUCGGAUGCCAAGCUAAAGUUUUUGAAUUGUAAAACAUUUCGGUUACAUGGUAAUAUGAAUCAUGAAGACCGUAGGUCUACCUUUAAUGCAUUUAAAACAGAAAAAUCAGCUCUGCUUGUGUCCACUGAUGUAGCUGCUAGGGGUCUGGAUUUCCCCAAAGUUAGGUGCAUUAUACAGUAUGACUCUCCUGGUGAGGCCACUGAGUAUGUUCAUAGAGUGGGAAGAACUGCUCGAUUGGGGGAAAAAGGUGACUCUAUACUAUUUCUACAGCCAGUUGAAGUUGAGUACUUGAAAGACUUGGAGAAACAUGGAGUUACACUAACAGAGUAUCCCCUUCUUAAACUGUUGGAUAGCUUCCCCGUGUCCAAUACUAAGCGCUUGUCGAAGAAGUUUGUUUCAGUUGAGAUGCACCCGUGGUCACUUUUUUUGCAGAAAGCUUUGGAGUCCUUUGUCACCAAUGAGGCUAAGAUGGCGAAAAUGGCGAAGAAGGCGUUUUGCUCGUGGGUGCGCGCGUACACUGCGCACCGCGGAGAGCUGAAGGGAAUUUUCAUGGUGAAGAAACUUCACUUGGGACAUGUUGCAAAGAGCUUUGCUCUAAAAGAACAGCCAUCCUUAGUGAACAAAUCAAUUCAGAAGGAAACAAAGAAGAGGGGAAGGGAUCAGUUCCAUCAGAAGCACAAGAGGGUAUCAAAGAAGAGGAAAUAAAUUACUAGUAUGAUGAAGUAUUUGUUUUCAUUUGUCCGGAAUUAGUUGUCCACUUUUCAUAUUCGGCAAAAAAAGUGUGAUAAAUUGUCUAAAAUAUACCGAGUACCAAAGAAAUAGAGUAUGAGGGUAAAGAGAGUUGAACCUUUGUUAUCUCUAAGACAUUCAGUACAGAAAUAUUUCUCUAUAUUUAAUAUUUUCUACAUGGUGACGGUCGAGGGUGGGUUGGGGUACGGUUCUGGGGUUGGACCGUCUGUGGCGUGUCCAUAGGGAGGGUGUCGGGCUGUCGUCCGUGACUGGUGGGACGGGUCUGGGGUUGGACCGUCAGUGGGACAGGAGCAUGUGAGCCUGGGCUUGGAGGAAAAAUAGGGGUUAUAGGAGAGGGUGACGGGAGGGAUGACAAUUUGGGAUAUGGAAACUGAUCCUCGACGAACCGAACAUGACGAGAGACAUAAACUUUUUGAGACACGGGUUCAUAGCAUUUAUACCCUUUAGUGGUGGGGUGAUAUCCUAAGAAGACACAAGGAGUGGAGCGUGGUUGAAGUUUGUGGUGAGUGUAAGGGCGGAGCCAUGGAUAGACCAAGCAACCAAAGGCACGAAGGUGGGUAUAUGUAGGAGGACGGUUAUAAAGAGUUUCAAAGGGAGAUUUGUUGGAGAGAGUUUUGGUGGGCAUACGGUUGAUAAGAUAGUUUGCUGUGGCAAGAGCUUCGACCCAAAAGGUAGUCGGGAGAGCAGAGUCGUAUAGAAGAGAAACAAC